GUUCUGUUCAUAGGCCAACAUAAGCGUCUUUUCCUUCACUUCGCAACGACCAUCCAUCGAAGAUGAAUCGAAACGGUACGUUCCUCUUCGCCUUCUUUCUCUUCGCCCUGUCCAUCGUCUACGCGGAAUUAGUACCUUGGAGGCAGUGUCCUUAUCCUGAUCCCAAUACUCAAACAAAUUGUACUAUUCAUGAAGUGUACAUAGAGCCUUGCAAAGAAAUCGCAGAGGGGAAGCCAUGUAAAAUAAAAAGAGGAGUUAUUGGAAAUAUGACAUUCCAUUACACGCCUGCCUUCUCUUCGGACAAAGUACAAGGACGAAUAUUUUGGGCAAGUCAAGUAAUGGAUAUUCCAUUUUUGGGAAUGAAUCCUGAUGCUUGUUUGUCAACUUCCUGUCCAAUUGAAGCAGGAUUAAGAAAUACAUAUCACGUGGAAAUACCAAUUUUAAAGAAAUAUCCUGUUCGAACUUAUGAUCUUAAAUGGAAAAUCUGGAACGAUGAAGAGCAAGAAUGUUGUUUUAUGUUCCAAAUUAAAAUAACAAAAUGAUAUUAAAUUA
This is a messenger RNA of Apis florea (little honeybee), 552 nucleotides long. Its product is annotated as MD-2-related lipid-recognition protein. Gene Ontology annotation, biological process: intracellular cholesterol transport. The record is from RefSeq and is a predicted model, not a curated record. Gene Ontology annotation, molecular function: sterol binding. NCBI's taxonomy places the organism in Eukaryota, Metazoa, Arthropoda, Insecta, Hymenoptera, Apidae.